GCCCUCCAGGGAGGCGAGGGAAGCCCGGUCGGCGCGGAGAACCCGGACCUGCAGGGCAGUCAGGACGUGAUGGUUACCCGGGGCCUCUUGGUUUGGAUGGCAAACCAGGACCUCCAGGACCAAAAGGGGAAAAGGGUGAAGCAGGGGACAUCGGCCCGAGGGGUGAUCAAGGUCGAGAUGGAGCCACUGGUCCCCCUGGUCCUCCAGGACCCCCAGGUGCCCGGGGGCCUCCUGGUGACACGGGAAAGGAUGGCCCAAGAGGACCUCCAGGCCCCCCUGGUCUCAAAGGCGAGCCGGGAGAGGAAGGCCUCGUGGGUGCCAGGGGACCUCCAGGGCCAAAGGGUGAGCCUGGUAUCCAAGGGAAAAAGGGUGAUGAUGGGAUCCCUGGGGAACCAGGACUUACGGGACCAAAGGGAGAAAAAGGAAGCGUGGGUCCCAAGGGAGAGAAUGGCACAGAUGGCUUGCCAGGACCCAAGGGUGAAGCUGGUGAGAAGGGAGGAAUUGGCUCCAUCGGACCCCGGGGUCCCCCCGGCCUGAAAGGGGAACAGGGUGACACUGUAGUGAUUGACUACGAUGGCCGAAUCCUGGAUGCUCUCAAGGGUUCACCAGGUCCCCCAGGGCCACCAGGCCCCCAAGGUGCUCCAGGUCCAAAGGGAGAGCUGGGCUUGCCGGGUCCGCCUGGGCUGGAUGGUGAGAAGGGUCCCAAAGGAGCGAAGGGUGACCAGGGCAGCGCGGGGAUCAUGGGACAGAAAGGAGAGACAGGAGAAAUGGGCUUAGCGGGUCCACCGGGAGCAGAAGGACCAAAAGGAGACAAAGGAGAUAAAGGGGACACUGGGUCACCGUGUUUGCAGAACAAUCAUAUCAUACCCGAGCCCGGACCCCCCGGAUUACCCGGCCCUAUGGGUCCUCCAGGAAUCCAGGGGCCUAAAGGCUUGGAUGGUGCGAAGGGAGAAAAAGGUGACAGUGGUGAGAAGGGCGACCACGGCCACACUGGACCCGCUGGUCUCCCAGGUGCUCCCGGGCUCAUUGGCCUACCCGGUACCAAAGGAGAGAAGGGAAAACCCGGGGAGCCAGGAUUGGAUGGUUUCCCAGGUCUCAGAGGAGAGAAAGGAGAGAGAAGUGAAAGAGGGGAGAAGGGUGAGCGAGGAAUACCAGGCAGAAAAGGAGCCAAAGGGCAGAAGGGGGAACCAGGCCCCCCCGGACUGGAUCAGCCUUGCCCCGUGGGACCAGACGGACUGCCAGUAGCAGGAUGUUGGCAUAAGUGAUCUCUAAGCAUGAAGCACAGUAUGUAAAUAAUGUGAUAUAUUUGGAUCUUUUUAAUUUUUGUAUAAAAAAAGGAAAAAAAACUCCUUUCAACAGUAAUAUAUUGACCUUUUUUUAUACUGGAUUCUGUCAUUUCUGGACUUUGAAAAUAUUGUAAAGCUCCCAAACCCAUACAAUACACAUGAUAACACCAGGAUUUGAUACAGGUAUCACUGACAGUAGCUGGGAAUGAACAUUGUUCACUGCUGGUGUUGCUGUGUGAACUAACAGUACUGGACAGUGUGUUGCCUCAUGUGCCUUACUUGCAUGAAGGAGGGAGAGAUCCCUGCCCUCAUUUGCCUCUCAACUCUGUACUUGCAUUGCACAUGCACAUUAAAAGGGUGAAAAAACCUGGCUGAAAACAAA
This is a messenger RNA of Nestor notabilis (Kea), 1668 nucleotides long. It is a transcript of the gene COL23A1, whose product is annotated as collagen, type XXIII, alpha 1. The annotation marks the transcript as partial. The transcript is spliced from 27 exons. The record is from RefSeq and is a predicted model, not a curated record. Lineage: Eukaryota; Metazoa; Chordata; Aves; Psittaciformes; Psittacidae.